AUGUCGCGCAUUAUGGUACUGGACUGUCCUGGCCGUGUGGAGAAGGAAAGUGACCGUCCUGGCCGUGUGAAGAAGGAAAGUGACUGUCCUGGCCGUGUGGAGAAGGAAAGUGACCGUCCUAGGCGGGUCCAGAAGGAAAGUGACCGUCCUAGGCGGGUCCAGAAGGAAAGUGACCGUCCUGGUCGUGUGGAGAAGGAAAGUGACCGUCCUGGUCGCGUGGAGAAGGAAAGUGACCGUCCUAGGCGGGUCCAGAAGGAAAGUGACCGUCCUAGGCGGGUCCAGAAGGAAAGUGACCGUCCUAGGCGGGUCCAGAAGGAAAGUGACCGUCCUAGGCGGGUCCAGAAGGAAAGUGACCGUCCUGGUCGUGUGGAGAAGGAAAGUGACCGUCCUGGUCGUGUGAAGAAGGAAAGUGACCGUCCUGGUCGUGUGAAGAAGGAAAGUGACCGUCCUGGUCGUGUGAAGAAGGAAAGUGACCGUCCUGGUCGUGUGAAGAAGGAAAGUGACCGUCCUGGUCGUGUGGAGAAGGAAAGUGACCGUCCUAGGCGGGUCCAGAAGGAAAGUGACCGUCCUGGUCGUGUGGAGAAGGGAAGUGACCGUCCUAGGCGGGUGGAGAAGGAAAGUGACCGUCCUGGCCGUGUGGAGAAGGGAAGUGACCGUCCUAGGCGGGUGGAGAAGGAAAGUGACCGUCCUAGGCGGGUCCAGAAGGAAAGUGACCAGCCUGGGCGGGUCCAGAAGGAAAGUGACCGUCCUGGUCGCGUGGAGAAGGGAAGUGACCGUCCUGGCCGUGUGGAGAAGGAAAGUGACCGUCCUAGGCGGGUCCAGAAGGAAAGUGACCAGCCUGGGCGGGUCCAGAAGGAAAGUGACCGUCCUGGGCAGGUCCAGAAGGAAAGUGACCGUCCUAGGCGGGUCCAGAAGGAAAGUGACCGUCCUAGGCGGGUCCAGAAGGAAAGUGACCGUCCUGGCCGCAUGGAGAAGGAAAGUGACCGUCCUAGGCGGGUCCAGAAGGAAAGUGACCGUCCUAGGCGGGUCCAGAAGGAAAGUGACCGUCCUAGGCGGGUCCAGAAGGAAAGUGACCGUCCUGGGCGGGUCCAGAAGGAAAGUGACCGUCCUAGGCGGGUCCAGAAGGAAAGUGACCGUCCUAGGCGGGUGGAGAAGGAAAGUGACCAGCCUGGAUACUCCACGCACUAA
Messenger RNA from Procambarus clarkii (red swamp crayfish), 1188 nucleotides. Its product is annotated as glutamine-rich protein 2-like. The record is from RefSeq and is a predicted model, not a curated record. Lineage: Eukaryota; Metazoa; Arthropoda; Malacostraca; Decapoda; Cambaridae.